UAUAAAAAGGUGCUCUCAAAGCCAAAAGUUACAGUCUUCUUUCAAAACCUGAAGCAAGAGUGUAUUUUGCAGAUUUUACUGUGCAAAAAAAUGAAGCUUCUUCUCUUCACCGUGGUUGUGGCAGUUAUCUCCAGUGUCAAUGGGGGAAAGACUGCAAGACUGUUAGCAGCCAUGAAUGCCGGGAUGCUUAAUGGGAUGAUGGGUGGAGGUUUGAACCCACCUCUGAUGGUUGGUGGUGGAAUGGGUUUAGUUGGACAGCCCCAGUUUGCUCAAUUAGUUCCUGGACUUCCUGCCGCCUUGGCUGUUCGAGCUCCUAUCCCUAACAUGUUCCCAGCCGCAAUCAAUCCGUACCAGCUUCCUAUGAUGGGUGCUCCCCAAAUGCCACAAAUGAACCCUCCACAGCAAUUUCCAAUGGGAAUGGCGGUGGGUGCAAUGCAGCAACAGCCUCCCUUUCAGCCUCUUUUUCAGCCUCUUGCUCAGCCUCAGGUUCAGCCUCAGGUUCAGUCUCAGGUUCAGCCGCCGGUUCAGCCAGAUCCACUUCGGAGAUUCAGGCGUCAGACUGUGAAAUCUGAAAAUUCAGGAAGGCCUGCUCUGGACACUCAGAUUCCACGUCCCGCUGAGUCCACAAAAGCUCCUCCUUGUGGCAACAAGGCAGCUAAUUAAGUUCACAUUUAUACCUUGUUAAAAUCAGCCACCAUGACAUAAAGAGGAACCUUAAAUUGUCUUGAUCUAUAUUUCUCUCUAAUUCUAAUCAAAAUGAAAUCAGCUUUUGUAUCUGCUUCUCUGAUAAAUAAAUUGCUCUAAAAUCAAAAUG
This is a messenger RNA of Cyprinodon tularosa, 814 nucleotides long. It is a transcript of the gene scpp9, whose product is annotated as secretory calcium-binding phosphoprotein 9. The transcript is spliced from 8 exons. The record is from RefSeq and is a predicted model, not a curated record. Lineage: Eukaryota; Metazoa; Chordata; Actinopteri; Cyprinodontiformes; Cyprinodontidae. Bases 91 to 663 code for a protein of 190 amino acids.